GUUGGCUAUGCUGCUUUGUUAUUCUCUUGCUAAAAUGGCCGAAGAGGGGCCAUAGUUUACAGGGAAAAGGAGCCAAGACGUGUAAAAUUUCAUGUUUUUAAUUCGAAUUUCGCAACAUUUCUUGCUUGUCUCUUUCGGAAUUUGCACUCUUAUCCUUAACAUAAAGCAUCGUGGAGUUGGCAUCUUUGACUUGCGAUUUAUGACGUAUCGCCAACGAAAGAAACAUGGGGCAGACACUGUCUGAACCAGUCACCGAAAAAGAGUCAGCGUGCUGUCAAAAUCAGCAGUACAGAGUGGGGUCGAGCUGUAUGCAAGGAUGGCGCAUAAAUAUGGAAGAUUCGCACACUCAUCUUUUAUCGCUUCCGGACGAUCCUGGAACUGCAUUUUUUGCUGUUUAUGAUGGGCAUGGAGGUGCCAAAAUUGCACAGUAUGCUGGGAAACACUUGCACAAAUUUAUUUUGCAACGACCUGAAUACAAAGAAGGUUCUAUUCCUGAUGCAAUGAAACAGGGAUUCCUUGAUGUUGAUACUGCUAUGCUAGAAGAUGAAUCUCUCAAAGAUGAGAUGGCUGGAACCACUGCUGUGUCCAUUCUAAUUAAAGACAACAGUCUUUAUUGCGCUAAUGUUGGUGAUUCUCGAGCUAUUGCUAGUGUCAGUGGAAGAGUUGAACCUCUAUCCUAUGAUCACAAACCUAGCAACUAUGCAGAAAAGAAGAGGAUAGUCGCUGCAGGAGGCUGGGUGGAGUACAACCGAGUCAAUGGAAACUUAGCACUAUCAAGAGCUCUUGGAGACUUCAUCUUUAAGAAGAAUCAGCGAGUAAGCCCUGAAGAACAAAUUGUAACAGCUUUCCCAGAUAUCGAAGUUAGAACAGUUACUCCAGACUGGGAAUUCAUCAUCCUGGCCUGUGAUGGUAUUUGGGAUGUUAUGACAAAUGAGGAAGUUGUGGAGUUUGUCCGAAUGCGCAUUGGGUCAGGCAUGGACCCUGAGGAUAUUUGUGAAGACCUCAUGACCUGUUGUUUGGCACCUGACUGUCAGAUGGGAGGCCUUGGUUGUGACAAUAUGACUGUUGUAUUAGUGUGUUUCUUACAUGGGAAGUCUUAUGAAGAACUUUCAGCCCGGUGCUCCAUUGAGCCAGAACCAUUACCAGACCCUGUUUCAACAACACCUGAACUCGAAUACUAGUCAAUUUUAGUUAAGUUCUAUAAUAUUUAAGACUACCCUCUUAAUUAAAUUUUUAAUUUGAAUAUUCCUUUUUACUACUUUUUCUGUGCAUUUAAUACUCCUAAUUCUUUGAACUUCAGUGUUACUCGGAUUGUUCUUGUUUAUUGUCACGCUUCCCCCUUCCACGAGUGAUGAUGCCAUUAUUUUUAGUACUGCUCUUUCUGAUAGUUUUAUACAAGUUUUCUUUUCGCUGUCUGCUAUGACUUUUCUAUGACUGGAAAGAAAAAUAUUUAAAAUACAAAAUGAACAUAAACAGAAAUAGUUUGUAUUUUUUUAAAGGAAAAAUGUAUUUAAAUUAAAGAACAAAAGAUAGAUAGGCCCUUCGUACACAGUUGUUCCUAUUUUCACAAUAAGAGUUAAAAUUUAAAAUGAUGAACCAACCGUCCUAAUGAAACAGUGGUAAUGAAUUAUUCAUUUCUUUUUAGCUUCUUAAAAUGUUAGUCCUAAGUAAUGCUGCACCAAAGGUGAAAUUAAGGAACCCCUCAUUGGAUGUAUCUUUUUUCCUCUCAGUAAACCUUUUUUGAGAGAGAAAAAUGGUUUACUUUCGUUUCGCACUUUUUGCCAAAGACUUUGCAUCAAAUUGAGGGAUCCUUGCAAACCAUUUUUCGUUAGCCUGGCAUAAAGAGAUCUGAUAAACCCAUGAUUACAUUGACUUCCUGAUUGUCUUCCUUCUGUGCUUCCAUUAUAAACUGUUCAAUUACAUCAGAUGCUCUUUGUUACAAUUAAAUUUUUUAGCUAGGCAGGAGAUAUUGUUGUUUCUCUGAUAAUUGAAGAUUUCACAUGGAAUUUUGAUGUCUAAAGUAACUCUUUAGAACCAACUUCUUUGAGGCAUUAAUUUGUGUGUUUCUCUUGCACUUUAUGUAACCACCUAAAUUAUAUGCUCUAGGUUGGUCUGUUUAAGAUGAGUAGUGGCAACAUAGACCUUACAUGCAUCAUGGACUGAUUCUAAAAAGUGUUUUUUCACUUCUUUUUAUUGUCUAGUAAGGAAAUUUAUGAACUUAAUAUUAGUAUGUUGUGACUUUUUUACUUUAUUGUAGUUUUUAAAAAAACAGUGUACCUUAGAAAAUUUUAGUCAUUUGUGAUGUGAUUUAUCUUAACCAGUCAUUGAGUGUUCACAAAUAGUUUUCAGUGCACUUAAGGAUUCAUAACCUGUGUUUUCCCACCAUUCAUGCAGAUCAGGGACUUAAUGUGAUGACGACCUUUUCAAUGUUCUAGAGGAAAAGAUUUUGCUUUCAUUGCACUGUUGAUUGACUUGUGGUGCAUCACCUUGGCCUGCUCGAAUGUGCUAAAUUGUAAGAACAUUUCUUGUAAACCCUUCUUGGCCUGAUCUGGGAUUUCCAAGCUGUUGGGACCAUCUUGUUAGAAGAUUGUCCUAAAUUGCUGAGGUUCAUUCAUAGAAAGCCCAUUGGUAGUGCUGUAGACACUUUAAAUACUUAUGGGAUCAAUUUUCUUGUUACUUUUUUUUAUCAAUAAAUUUCUGGUUACUCUA
Molecule: messenger RNA, 2709 nt
Organism: Thrips palmi
Lineage: Eukaryota; Metazoa; Arthropoda; Insecta; Thysanoptera; Thripidae
Product: probable protein phosphatase 2C T23F11.1
Exons: 7
Coding region: 225-1181 (318 amino acids)
Biological process (GO): protein dephosphorylation
Molecular function (GO): cation binding; protein serine/threonine phosphatase activity
Source: RefSeq, a predicted model, not a curated record